UCUCAAACCUAAAACAGAUCUCAAACCUAAAACAGGUGCAUAACCUUCAGUCAGUUCAGUCGUCCGCUAUAAUUGUACAAUGUUUGUUUUCUCUCUCUGCUAAUUACUCAAAUAUUAGGCAUUUUGAUGAUGGCGAGAAAUAUUGUAUUUGUCAUUUCUAGAUGGCCCGUUACAUAUAAGAGGAACAUUUGCGAACGAGACUGAAAAAAGUAAGAAAAAAAAGUGAUGGGCUCAAGGAAAACAACAGUAAAUAUGCCAGACGAUCAGAAAGAGCUGAUUGAAAAUGUAAGGCAGUGCCUUGAGGAAAACCGAGUCUCGGACGCGUGGGACCUCACAUUCGGGGAGGAGAACAAGAAACUUGUUGGGAGUUGCUCGCAGGAGCUGUUCUCUGUAGUGAGCAAGUACCUCAACGAAGACUCUGCAUUGAAAAACACAGUCGUGUUCGAGUAUGCCAAGGAUCUUGUCCGGCAGAUUGCCGAUCAGCACGAGCCCGAAGAGACGCUCCUCGAGCUGCUCGAGUUUGUCGAAACGGCCGACGUCACCGGCUUUCUCAUUUACACGGACGCUCUCAAAACCUGCCUUCAUAAAAUGCCCAACAAGCGUGGCACGUCGAUCAUCUGGGUCUGCAAUACAAUCGUGCGUUACUUGUGCGACAUGGACCUACCGAAAGAAAUCGAGGAUGAGAAAUACGACUGUUUUCUCGAAGAAGACUCCGCAGAAGCUAAAAACAUAAUCAAAGUCUAUAAUUCAAUCAUAAAUAUGUUCGAACCCUUCGUACGCGAAGUUGAGACUGGACAGUUUGAAGUGAAGGAAAAGCACAGGGUCGAAUAUGUUGAAACUAUACUUAAAUUUUUGCUCAAGCUUCUUGGAAGGCCGUUAGCCUUCAUGGACCUCGAGACAAAAAGUUAUUACGAAAUAUCAUGCAAAAUUAUUAAAUUCAUUUCAGUUUAUAAACACGACCCUCUUCAUUAUUUAAGUUGCAUCGAUGUGAAUUGUUCCGUCUAUGAUGCAUUAAGCUCUACGACGGUUGAUGCGGAUUACACAAAUCUCUCUUUGAUGGUUUUUUAUCAUAUGCUUUUCAAACACAAACUAGGUUUAAAUGAAAUCGCCCAUGUUUAUUCAAUUGAAUACAUCCUUGAGAACAUAUUGACCAUGACGCACGAUGUUCUGACGAUGAGGAAUCCCCCGACACAGUUAAAAGCGACAGAAAUGACUUUGAAGUUUUUCGAAAGGGUUUGUGAUAAGAGUUUGUCUAUAAACAAUUUGCCUUUUACAGUCGUAAGUAAGUUCAUCGAAGUCCUCACGCACACCAUGGUCUACAGUGAUACAAAAACAAUAAGGCAGAAAUCUGUUCAGAUCUAUAAACAAUUUCUUUACAAGUUUAAUUCAGAAGGGAGAUUCAGGCUGAUUACGAGUCUGGACAAAACGGGUGACCCUGGAUUGGUCGGUUACGGUCUUACAAUACUUAAAGAUUUCAUCGUGGAAACGCUUGAUAAAAACGACAGUCAAGAUUUGAAAGAGUUCACCGGCACAAAGCUGAAAUAUUUACUCCAACAGUUUUGCACGAUGGAUCUGAACGACGACCUUGUGCGCAAUUCAGACCGCAUAAUAAGUACACUCAAUCUCUUGCGUUUCAUUGUCAUACGAGAUCAGGACAACAUAACGGGGAUCGCCCAGUACAUCGAAAAACUUGAAGACGAUUAUCUCACCCCGCUGAAGCACAGGAUCGAGGUGAUGCGCAGAGAGCACGUAUUCGAAAAGGAUGGCCUGAUCAAAUGCCAGGAACGAGGGUCUGAAUCGGAUGUAAAGAAAGUCCUCGGUCUCACCUGCGACGUACCAAUUGAUGAGCAGAUCAAAGCCCUGGACAAAUCGUUUACAAUUCUUGACCUCAUCGACAGUCUCCGGAGCCGGUUGUCAAUGUUCAUCUACUCAAAAGUCAACAAAGUCGAAAUCCCCAUUGAUACAUAAAAAAAAGAAAAGAAAAGAAAAACCCUA
Molecule: messenger RNA, 1995 nt
Organism: Cimex lectularius (bed bug)
Lineage: Eukaryota; Metazoa; Arthropoda; Insecta; Hemiptera; Cimicidae
Product: ubiquinone biosynthesis protein COQ9, mitochondrial-like
Exons: 2
Coding region: 226-1968 (580 amino acids)
Biological process (GO): ubiquinone biosynthetic process
Cellular component (GO): cytoplasm; mitochondrial inner membrane
Molecular function (GO): lipid binding; ubiquitin-protein transferase inhibitor activity
Source: RefSeq, a predicted model, not a curated record